AUGGCCUGGAAUGCAGACUUCGCAGACGAUCUGGAUCUCGCCUGGGCCCGGAAGGGCUACCAGCAGGGACUUGAAGUUCUGGGUGUCGACCUGAAUCACGUCUGGCGUGGGAGAAGCGACGAUCCUCUUGAGCUGAAACAUCACAAAGCGUUGCACACAUUCCUAUUUGGGGAUAAAACCAAUGAUCAGCGCUCCUACAACUGGCAUCUUUCGGGAGUUGCCUGCGCAGAGAUCCUGAUUAUGCUCCUUGCUUUACUACCUAAUCUGACUACUCUCAUAGCUGACGGUGAAAACAUUAAUGUGUUUCUUCCGCCAUCCGGUUUGAGAGUGUUUGGCAUCGACAGGAUAAAGCUUAGGCUACUGGCGGCAACUCACCUCCCCCACGUAAUCAUGGAUGUGGUACCAGAUCUGGAAGAUAUGAUGGUUGGACCCUGGGGCCGACGCUCUAUUGACUGCCUUUCAAGGACGCCGAUUUUGCCAUCGAUAGGAUAUCUCAUGUCACCAGAGGAUUUCAAACUUGAAGAUGCACCCCCUUAUAGACUGGACACCCGUGGUCUAGAGAAGAUUCUCACUUCCUACUCCCAGCCUCUGCGGUUUAUUCAUUUCCAGGCAUUCAACGUCAGGAGCAAAGUCGAUAUACCCCGUCCCUCAUUCCGCUAUCUUGACAACUUCUGCACGACUCUCCAACAUCUCAUCCUUGACUAUGGGGUUGAAGCCCGUCUUACCGGGUCCACGAUACGAUCUCUGAAGAAGUUUAUCAAUUUGAAACGUCUGUUCAUCACCGCAAAUCUGAUCUAUCCCACGCCUCAUGGUGAUUCGACAAGAGAUCGGGACUCUCUUGUCAAUCUCUUGCCUGAUCAGAUCGCGUCCUUUACGGUGAUUGACUGGACCCUACCGCAUUUUCAAGAAACACCCCUUAAAUAUGGCUUCAACGGUUUACUCGAGGCUAUGGUUAGAGGGUCAUUUCCUCAACUCAAGCACGUGAGGUCUGAGUCAAGUCGCUGGCGAAAGGUCAGAAAAAUCUAUCGUGAAGUAGGUCACGUAGUGGAGAUAGCGGACCCGAUGUAG
Fusarium tjaetaba is the source of this 1068-nucleotide messenger RNA. RefSeq lists its product as uncharacterized. The coding region runs from base 1 to 1068 and encodes 355 amino acids. The record is from RefSeq and is a predicted model, not a curated record. NCBI's taxonomy places the organism in Eukaryota, Fungi, Ascomycota, Sordariomycetes, Hypocreales, Nectriaceae. The transcript has a single exon.